AUGUGUGAAAGUGUGACACCAGUUCACAUCUGUGCAGCUCUGGGAGAUUAUGUGGGACUUCGAAAGCUACUUGACGCAGAAUUUCCACACCUUACUCAAGACCAGCUCGGACGUCUACCCCUUCACUAUGCUGUUCAAACUAAUCUUCCGACAGUGAUAAUGCUACUAGCCAUAGAUACUGGUCAACUGGAUGUAGUGGAUUUUGCAAAUAGAAAGCCUCUGAUGUUUUGCCAAUAUCAUAAUCACGAAACUGUCAGAGGGUACCUGAAUAAACUUGUUGAAUCAGUCAAUAAUCAGCAACUUGGUGACGCUCUUGAAAGUGAGAAGAAAAACUAUUUGCAUAAUGCGAUAGUACGCGAUGCUCACUGGAAGUUACCCCUGAACUUUGAGGCCUACCUGUGCACUAAAAUAAGGCCAAUGUACUGUCUUAACAGACGCGAAUACUGCGAGUGUUCAGGAGAUUGUGAACUGCACGAGAAGUUCUGUGAAAUCGAGGCUCUUAAUGAACUUAUAGCAAGCCGAACCAAGGACUAUAUCAAACGUCCAACUAACACUUUUGGACAGUUUGAAACACCCUCUUCAAAUGUCAUGGCUGAGUUCGUCCGAAUAGCUGAUGACACUAGAACGGAAAAGCUCUCUUUCCUUUUCUUCGACGUUUGGAAGUUGAGGCAGCCUGAUCUUGCUCUUUCGCUCUAUGGUUCAAUUCCACCUUCGAAGUCACUUCAAAAGCGAUUCUACAAAAUGAUCAUAUCUGUUGUUCAAAAGACAGUAACUUGGGUGAUAACAGACGGAAUUUUCGAUAGUAUUGCUGAAGUGAUGUCAGACGGAAUGCAUGGUUAUGCAGAGGCCUAUGGACUUACGAAGCUUCAAGUCAUUGGUAUAGCUCCUUGGAGGCACCUGGCGCUUCAAUCCGAACUCCACUCUUCCGAUUAUUCGGGAACCUAUCGAGUCAGGUUCCCAGAGAGGGAGAAGAUAGUGACAAUUUACCCACAGAUAGCACCAUUUCACACACGGUACCUCUUCGUCGAUUCUGGUGGUAAAAAUGACACCAAGUGUACUCAAGAUUUCCGUACACGGUUUGAAAUCUGGCUUGCCAAUCUCAAUAUAGAGGUGGAGUCGUUUGAGCUCUCGCACAAUGUUCCGAUUUGUGGAAUUCUUGUGGCGGGAAGGCCGGAGCAUGCAUUGAGUGUUCAUCGGGCUCUAAGUAACAGUAUCCCAUUCGUUGUUAUUGGGGACAGCGGAGGCCUUGCGUCCAUACUCGAACAAUGCAUCACUGAGAGUGAAUAUUUACCAGAGCGUAGAAGUGGUAGCACACACAACGUGCUUGAGGAUCAAGAAGUUGCUGAAAAUGAAACCAGAGAGAGGCAAGUCAGUCAGAUUAAUCAAUGGAAAAAUGAAUGCAUUCAUAGCCGAAUGCGGUCCAUUCAAUUUCCCAUGAUAAUAACUAUACCAUCGCAUUAUUGCCUUAAUAGAAUGAUUGAGGUUAUGCUGCAAUUUUGGACAGAGGAAGAGAUAACAUCGGAAUCGAUCGAUUCAAUUAUCCGAAUUCUCAACUACUCCGAUCUGAUUGAGUUCUGUUCAUUCGAAAAGGACUCCGAUGGUACGCUUGAUGCUAAGAUUGUUUCGUCACUCAUCAAUCCAGUGUUGUUCCAAAGUCAGGAUCCGAAUGCGAACUGGAAACCGCGGUUAAAGAUAGCUCUAGAAUUGGAUCGAGCGGAUUUCGUGAUGGAGAAGAUAUUGAAUGAUACCAAUUGGACGCCAAAGGAAAUGAUACCUUUCGUGAAAAGUUGUUUACUGGAUGACAAGGUGCAAUUUCUUCGCACUUUCGCCGAGGUUGGUUUGAACAUGCACGAAUUUGCAACCAUGAAGGCUGUUGAAGAGCUCUUCUCCUUGGAGGCUCAUCGAAGUACGACUGGUGGUGCCACCUUGAGGGAGUUUUUGCUUUCUUACCAAUCCAAGUUACCGUCUCGAAUUACAAUUGAGAGGGUGAAGAAAACUCUGCAGAAGAUAAUGGGCCACCACUUUCUGACCUACAAUACAAAUAUUCCCAAAGGUCAUAACAUUGGACAUCGCCUCACCUUCAAAGACAUUCAUGAUGAAUUGGGUAAGGUCUUAGAGAAAGUCUUUGCAUCGAAAAGUAGAGACAUUUUUGUUGGAUCAGGCGAAGAAAACUACAUACAGUACCUCUUCCUCUGGGCUCUCAUAACUGGAAGAUUUGAAAUUGCUCAUUUCCUUCUAAUGGGACAGACAGACAUUAGCGCUGGAGCUCUAUUUGCAGCUGGCUUUCUUCGGCGUUUGUCCAGAAUCACUCGGCAAAUCUCAGGUUUUGAAGAGAAUAAACUUAAAGCAAGAGAGUUUGAACUACUGGCUGUGUCUAUAUUGGAGGCCUGUUACCUCAACAAUAAAGAGAAUACAUUGCACUUGCUAGUGAUGGAGAGAAGAAGCUACGGCAUGAUUUCCUGUAUGAUGAUAGCCUCGGAAGGGGAUUGUCGAGAAUUCAUCCAACACAGAGCAUGUCAAGAAUAUAUCGAUCGUGUAUGGGCGCACACCCUCCAGAUCAAUAGCUCUUCAUCUAACUUCGUUUUAAGUUUAUUUGUCGGAAUGAUUUGUCCUCCCCUUGUUCCAUAUUUUGCCGAAUACGAUGAAUCGAAGUAUUCAAAACUGACCGAUGAGGUAGAAGUGAAGAAGAAGAGGAAGUUUACCGUUCGAUGUUACCAACGAAAAUUGAAGGAUUUCUAUCUGGCUCCAUGUGUUCGACAUGCAUACCAACUUACAACCAUGAUCGUACUUUUCCUUUUCUUCGUCAUCAACGUGGUGGUCGAAUUGAAUUACCAAACUUCACUCAUACGUUUCAUUUCGUUUUUCCUCAUUGCUAUGGCCUUUGUUCAAACACUCGAAUUUUUCCGAAUUGUCUUCUUAAACUGGAUCUCUUUCGGAAUGUUCAUCGCAUCAACAUAUAACAGACUCAUUAUAGCCUCUUUUUUGGGCUACGUUAUUGGCACAGCUAUUCAAAUUAUGAUGUACCUUUACGUGCCUCGGACGUAUAUACUGGAACAAAUGAGUCAAACCCUCCUCGUAAUUGCCAUUCUAUUUCCAUUUGCGAAAAUUUUACGCCUCCUUUCCAUUGGAAAGUACAUUGGACCGAAGCUACAAAUGAUUAUUAAAAUGAUUAAUGUCGAGAUAACAAAGAUGACAAGUUUUAUUAUUUAUAAAAGAGAAACCUACGAGAGAAUGGAGGAUAUGUCAGAGCAAUUGUGGACCAUGCAGCGAUAUCGAGUAACGGAAUACAUUCUUUCUGAAUCAGUUCUACCUGGGCCCUUCCUUCCCCUCGCAUUCGCCUAUCAACUUAUUGUGUACUUUUUUCGUCCUGAAGUUCACAGGAAUGCACAAAAACAGCGAGCCUUCCGUAAAUCCUUCGAGGAUGACCCAGGUCGUGAACGACAGUUAAUCAAUUGGGAGAAAUUGAGUGCACUGAUUUCAAUGGGAAUGCAUGAAGCUGAAGAGGGAUUCGAGGAUUCUUCAGGAAAAAAUUCACAUAAUUCCAAGAGACGCAACAAAACGCUAACUCGAACUUUAGCUCGUUCAGGUCGUACAUUGAUGACUCCAACUAUGGUUUUUGACAAUCUUGCCACAACGAACGAAACAGCAGAUGGUUUUGAGAAGCAAAUCAGUAGUAUUGAAUCAAAGCUGGAGAAGAUAACUAACAUUCUUUCUGAUAAAGGUGGAACUUUCUUGCCUCGAACACCACUGAGUCCCAGUCGUAAAGUUUCAUUGGCUCCUUCAAGGGUUGAAAGCAACGCUUCCUCAUUGGCCAUGAAAGACAGUGAGGAUGGUCCAAUUGUCUUGCAAUGGUUGAACCAUCAAAUAGCAAUCUUCACAUCACUGACGAGUGAGGUUACUCCGUUUUCAAUCAGACCGCCUAUUCCGUGGGAGGUGCCCUAUCCAAAGUACAAUCCAAUUUCAUGGACCCCUCGAAAAUGCAUGGUUGUCCACUGGAUCAAUGGAAAUGAGUCUCCGAAUGUGGCCAAGCCACGCAAGACCUCCUAUGCCUCUUCAACUGGCAACAAUGGUGAAAACGAUCCCAAGAAUCCAGAAGGUCGAGUUGGAACAAAGGGAAAGGGAUUGCUUCCAGAAGAAGGUGAAAACGCGGCCUGCGUACUAGUUGUUACUCGUGGUGCAAGUGAUGAAGAGAUACUUGUUUUGAAAGGAGUUCAUCAUCACGCUCAAUUUCCCUGGUUCCUCUGUCUUCAUCCUCAGAGCUGCUCGCAAACAACGUGUUAUCGUGGACUGAUUCGACUCUUUUGUCAGUCAACAAUAAAUGAUGAGGCAGUUCAUAAAAUCGUCAUUGAUGAUUUCGUUGCCUACUUUGUUAAAUAUGCGAAAAUAGGAGUGGUAUCGGAUCCGAUAAAUUGUGAUAACGCCUGGAUCAGUAUUACAGCGAUUCAUAUUCAAAUUCCAAUGGAAUACAAAUUGGUUGAGGAGAUAGANCAAGUGAGUUAA
Messenger RNA from Rodentolepis nana, 4500 nucleotides. NCBI's taxonomy places the organism in Eukaryota, Metazoa, Platyhelminthes, Cestoda, Cyclophyllidea, Hymenolepididae. The record is from the annotation of a GenBank genome assembly.